Molecule: messenger RNA, 652 nt
Organism: Zingiber officinale
Lineage: Eukaryota; Viridiplantae; Streptophyta; Magnoliopsida; Zingiberales; Zingiberaceae
Exons: 3
Coding region: 60-392 (110 amino acids)
Source: RefSeq, a predicted model, not a curated record
CUCUUCCAACUUCCUUUACACUAACUUCUAUCUAUACCUCUCAUCAAACACUUUCCUCCAUGAAGCAUUUUAUAUCAGCCAUGCUUGUUCUAUUCCUCCUGUUACUCUCACCAAACAGGUCUAAAGGAAUCAGGUUAUUGAUGGAAGAACAGUCACUGAAUUCCAAACACUACCAUCUCCAUGAGGAUAGUUUGAGGAGCCAUGACAUGAGUAAGGAGAAGAAGAGUGGAGCAUUAAUCGACAGCAAGCAAGGGGAAGUGCAUGUCUACAGCUCGUUGCCGCCGCGACCGGAAACGAAGCCUCCGACGACGAUGCAGAAAUACCCUGACAACCUAGAUAUUGCAGGAAUGGACUACUCUCCUGCAAAGAGAAAGCCUCCAAUCCACAACUGAAGUAGCAUACACGCAGCUUAGGAAUUUAGUAGUGGGUAUCAGUCAGUAGUAGUGGUAGAUAGGUAGAACUGUAUGUUGAAGGACAACAUUGCUGGAAAUGCUGCAGUUUUCUCGGACGAGGUCCCAUAUUUGUAAAGUGGAUUAGAUGAAGUCGAGUGAGGCCAAGGGAGGAGCCAAUUAGCAGUGGGCUGGGAGAGACAAAGAUGGGGAGAGAUUUGUCUCAAGUGUGUGUGGCUUAAUAUGCCUUGGAACUAUAUCAA